Molecule: messenger RNA, 3032 nt
Organism: Bombus huntii
Lineage: Eukaryota; Metazoa; Arthropoda; Insecta; Hymenoptera; Apidae
Product: odorant receptor 13a-like
Exons: 5
Coding region: 1-1365 (454 amino acids)
Biological process (GO): detection of chemical stimulus involved in sensory perception of smell; sensory perception of smell
Cellular component (GO): plasma membrane
Molecular function (GO): olfactory receptor activity; odorant binding
Source: RefSeq, a predicted model, not a curated record
AUGAAAUCCAAUAUGAGCUUGAAAUAUCAUAAAGACGUUUCUUUCAGUGUAGCAGUUUUCUAUCUAAAGAUCGUCGGUUUGUGGUUAAGCACUAGCCUCGCUGAGAAAUGGUUCAGAAAUGCCUUAGUGACGUAUACUGUUCUCGCAAUUAUCUUUAAUAUGUGGAUGCAAUUGAGGGGUCUUUAUUUCUCUUGGGGAGAUUUUAGCGUCAGCACUUAUAUCGCGUGCAAUAGUUUGGGACUAUUCAUGGAUCUAUUUAAAUUGUUAAUUAUAUUUAUACAUAAGAAAAAGUUUCUUUAUUUAGUCGUGUAUAUGCAGAAGAAUUUCUGGCAUUUCAACUACAAUCAGUAUGAAAAAUCGGUCCUAGCAAAUGCGAAACGAAUGUGCAUCUACUUCGUCUGCGUCUUCUCAUUUCUCUCUCAAUCUACUAUCUUUAGUUACAUCUUCAUGCCACUAAUAUCAAAUAUCGGGAAGAACAAGUCAGAUAGGGUACCUAUAUUCCAUAUGCACUUGGACCUACCAUUGAAUGUCUCACCAUAUUAUGAAAUGACGUACUUGAUACAGGCUUUGACUUUGUAUCAGGUUGGCGUAUGUUAUCUUUGCGUCGACAAUAUAUUUUGCAUUAUGUGCUUACAUGUAGCUAGUCAGUUUCGCAUAUUACAAUACAGAAUAGCCAAUGUGCUAAGCCUGAGAGACAAAGUUAAAUUUGAUCAAGAUACAAACCUGGAUUCUUCGGAUGAAUUUUACGCCAUAUUUAGAAAAUGCAUUCAACAGCAUCAAGCUCUCAUUAGAUUCUGUACCACGCUCGAAGAGAUAUUUACAGUAAUUAUACUCGGACAAGUGUUAACGUUUAGCAUAUUGAUUUGUUUCGUCGGAUAUCAAGCGCUUCUGGUUAGUAUAUUACAAAUUCAACGUUACUGGUUUUAUGCUUCUCGUUUAAAACGAGAUAUUCGAUUUGAACAAAUUAAAUAUCUCGUCGUCGUUGCUGUAAAAUUUACGCCCGUAAUGCAUCACGAUGCACAGGUGAAGCUGUCACUUUCAUGGCGCAUUUCUCUCGUAUCUUUCUUAACGACUAACAUAUGUCAGCUAUGGAUCUUCACGUACAGUUGUAAUGCCCUGGUAGAAGAAAGCAUGAACACUGCUAAUGCUGCGUACGCUGCACCAUGGAUAUAUUUACCAAUGGACAAGUUUGGAGAAAUGACACGAAAGGAUUUGCAACUCGUACUCAUGAGGUCGAGACGAGCCUGUUAUCUCACCGCCUGUGGCUUCUUUCCUAUAUCCCUGGAAACUUUCACCAAGAUUAUGAGCUCCGCAAUGUCAUAUUUCACUAUACUAAAACAGCGAACCGUGGAUACAAUAGAAUAAUUCCUCCAGUUUUCAUUUUAUAGGCGUACACGUUUAAGUAAUGUUGAAAGCGAAAAAUUUAUUCUUUUUGACUUAAAAAUGUUAUUAUCACAAAUCUAUGAGAUCUAUAAAAUAUUAAAAUAAAUGGUUAGAAGAAAUUUGAUUAUAUAUUUCGGAGAUGAAAGAACAUCGGGAUUUCCCGUCCGGAAUGUUGGGAAAAAGCCCAGACUUUUACUAUAGCUACACUUAAGUAAUAAAAAUAAGAAAUAGUUUUAAUGUUCCAAUCUGACUUUAUGACAAUAGGUUCGGGCUCGAAGUGACAUAGCGGGUCACUGGACGUAGCCACGGUCACGGGAAGGAGGUGUACCUGACAGAAGUAUGAAAUGAUUAUAUGGCUCUCCUUAAAAACAAAGAUUGACCCGAAAAGUGGGGACAGGAGUAUAUAAGGGCAGUUUCUUUUGGAUCACGGGAGAGUCAGUUAGUUUGUUAGUUAGUCGUUGGACGAAUUGCUGAUUGAGUUAUCGAUAAGUUACCUGAAUCGAGUAUUACGUUGAUACUUGGCCUCCCGUGGACCGUGGAUUCGUUAUCGAACCUGAAUUCGUUGUCACCUUCAUCCUAUCGCCAUUACUCAUAGCCUCUUGUAGUGCCCACAUUUGUACCGAUAAAUAUUAGCUACAUCCGCGACGGUAAAGUAAGUAAAGAUUCAUCGAACGCCCCAAAAUGGCAACCUGACUCCAACAUAUAAAAUACGUAAAUUAUAAUGCGUUCACAGGAUUUGUAACAAGAUAGUAAUAAAGUUGAAUAGAAAGAACAACAAGAACAGAGUAAUUUUAAUAAACCGCGGAAAUUUUUGAAUCGCCGAAAUUCUCUGUAAUCUUCGAAUUUCAAAUUGAACAAUAAUACUACAAUGGAUUAUUCAUUGCGAAUUAUACAACGAUAGAUUCCAUUCCUUGUAUUCGAUAUAAUUGUGAACGUGUUUAUAAGUUAAAUUUAGUUCGCUAUAUUGUCAUCGGCACGUAUGUAAUUUGAUACAAUGCCAAACUUAAAGCAGAAAAACAUCGUACGAACAAAACCAUUAUCUUCUUUGAAAUAAAAAUAUUAAUUUUAGACCAAAUCACGACGUUGCGCAACUCACAAAUUUAUCUGGCGGAAUUACAAUAUUUAGGCAAUAUUAAACAUAAUUUACAAUUUAAUAUGACAUAUUUUUAUGUGCAGAGUUAUGAAUAAUUACAUCUUAUUCAAUAUAUAUUACUAAUAAACAUCAUUUUAUUCUUUUUACAAGUAUACAAAAUGCAAAGAACGCAAUAAUACUUGAUAUAUAGAUCUUAGAAUUAUUCUCUAAUUCGAUGAGUUAUAUAAAAUCGCUUUUCGUUUAAAAUUGUUUAAAAUCUUUGAAAAAUUUUGGAAGAAGAAAAUUUAUAAUGUUUAACAAACAAAUGAUAUUGCAAAUUUCUAUUAUUUUUACCUGUUCCUACUGUUGAUAUUUGUGACGGAUCAAAAUUAGGAAGAUCAUUGUAAAGUUUUAAAGUAAUUUUAUUAUAUGAACAAUAAUAUGGAGAGUCAAAGCCUCGUUUUUCGGCAGAAGGGCUGUUUCCACUUCCAAGAACCUAAUCUGCUAUUUCUCACGAUCUUUGAAACUUGCAUCUUUAAAAGGAUUUCCUUUGAAAGGCUAUAUCGUCAAGAAACAA